Paramuricea clavata is the source of this 770-nucleotide messenger RNA. The record is from the annotation of a GenBank genome assembly. Lineage: Eukaryota; Metazoa; Cnidaria; Anthozoa; Malacalcyonacea; Plexauridae.
AUGAAUGAGAAUCUCAUAGUGGUAAAGAGGAUGAAAGAAGUGCUAACGCUGAAUAAGCCGCGUUAUGUGGGAAUGAGCAUCUUAGACUUAUCCAAGACUCUGAUGUACGAUUUCCACUACAACACCAUUAAGAAGGAGUACGGUAAUUGUUCGAGGUUACUGUUCACCGAUACUGACAGUCUGAUGUAUGAACUGAAGACGGAUGAUGUCUAUGAGGACUUGAGGAGGAUCGGUGAAGAGCAAGACUGCUGGGAUAAUUCAGAUUACCCAAAAGAUAGCCCUUACUACUCAACCCACAACAAGAAGGUUAUAGGUAAGUUUAAGGAUGAAGCUGGAGGAGUACCCAUAAAUGAGUUUGUUGGGUUGAGGUCAAAGAUGUACUCCUCUGUCAAGGAAAACGAUGGGGGUGGAAUGACAGCUAAAGGGGUUAAGAAGUAUGUCAUCAGAAACAAGCUCACCCAUGAGAACUUCAAGAAUGUAAUCAACACGAAGGGUAGGAUGAGACACAACAUGAAUACAAUCAGGAGCACAAAGCAUACAAUUGGAACUUAUGAAAUGAGGAAGGUUACUCUGAGUUGCUUUGAUGAUAAAAGGUAUCUUUUGGAGGAUGGAGUUACCAGUUAUGCUUAUGGUAACAAGAAUAUAAAAAAUAGUGACUGAGAAGUUCCCACAGAGUAGAAAGUAAUAAUCCCAAAGGGUAAAUAAGUAGGUAGGCCCCCCUGCCUUAUGUACCCCCAAGGAGAAAAUAAAAGUUGUCGAAAAGGCUCUAG